GCAUGGCCCCUGGACAUGGACAUGGACAUGAACAUGGUCACAGUCACGGUAAAGUGGAACUUCCAGAUUAUAGGCAAUGGAAGAUAGAAGGGACACCAUUAGAGAUCGUCCAGGAGAGGCUGGCUGCGCAAGGGCUAAGGGAUCCAUGGGGCCGCAAUGAAGCUUGGAGAUACAUGGGUGGCUUUGCGCACAAUGUUUCCUUUGUUGGUGCAAUACUGAAAGGAUUCAAGUGGGGAUUUGCUGCAUUCGUAGUGGCUUUGGGGGCUGAAUAUUACCUGGAGUCCCAGAAUAAAGACAAGAAGCAUCACUGAAGUUCCUUACCUUACCAGCAAGAUGGAUUGGAAGCAGAGCAGCUGAAACUUGAACUGGCUCUCUAUGGCAUGUCAGCAUCACAGACGAUGGCUUAAUUCCAAGCAGUCUCAUUUUUUUUGUAUUUUAAAGAUGUCCUCUAAAAAUUUUGUGCAUGCAUUUUAAGAAUAUCUUCAAUGUUAUAUAAAUCAGUUAUUUGUUUCCUGUAACUGGAGAAUUACAUUCAUGGAUAUUUCCAGAUCCUGGUUGCUGUGUAUCAGGUUGCCAUAAACAUUUAUAUGUACAAGGGGCUGUACGCUGUCACUUAUCAUAA
Molecule: messenger RNA, 622 nt
Organism: Ochotona princeps (American pika)
Lineage: Eukaryota; Metazoa; Chordata; Mammalia; Lagomorpha; Ochotonidae
Gene: NDUFB3
Product: NADH:ubiquinone oxidoreductase subunit B3
Exons: 3
Coding region: 3-311 (102 amino acids)
Biological process (GO): electron transport chain; mitochondrial respiratory chain complex I assembly
Cellular component (GO): mitochondrion
Source: RefSeq, a predicted model, not a curated record